Molecule: messenger RNA, 3390 nt
Organism: Nannochloropsis gaditana CCMP526
Exons: 8
Coding region: 92-3289 (1065 amino acids)
Source: RefSeq, a predicted model, not a curated record
GAACGUGACCUCGCACAAGAUUUUUCUGGGCAAUCCAAUCGAUUUGCCCAAGCUCAAUGCGACCAAGAAAAUCCGACGACUUUUCAACGUCAUGCCCGGCGGCAAGCUGGAGCUCCGAAGCGUGUGUUUGUACAAAGGCUCGGGCGAAUCUCUGGGAGCUUUGGGUGGAGGACGAAAGCUGCAAAGUGGAUUAGGAAUUGGCAAAACAAAAUUGACAAUGGGACCAGCCGUGUAUGUGCAUUUGGGCGGGGUUUUCCGAGGAUCAGGUGUGGUUUUCCGCUCAAUGCGCGGCACGCUAGAGGGCUUCUUGAAGACAUUGCAAGAACCUUUGGAGGCACGUCGCACGUUCGGAGGCCACGUCUUUGUGGCAGGAGGGCAAUUUUUGUGCUACGGGUGUUUCUUUAUCGGUGUCAGUCCCUACGGCAAUCCUGAUGAGAACCAGAUCACUGUCGGUGGCAAUGUCCUUGUCGUCACCGGUGCCAUGAGAUGCAUCGGAUGUUAUAACAUUGGUUUCAAUUUAUUUACAUCCGGGAUCAACGCCGGCGGUAACACUGCCUGUCUCGGAGGAGCUUCUACUUGGAUCGGAGGCGGAAAUAGCGGUGCCACGCUCGCUCAGGGACAGUUCGGUAUCGGACAAAACAAUUUCGUUGGGGGGGGCGUGCUGGUGCUGGUCGGCUACCAAGAUAUUAGCGUCCUUCUGGCAAUCGUUCGCGCAGGCAUGGGCCAGCAAACGUGUGGAGGAGGUGUUCUGAUUUUGAUUGGACAUUGUGAGGACCGUGCUUGGGCUACUGGCAUUGUUUUCAACGCAGGACAGACCUACAGUGUUGGAGGUGGCGUGCUUCAACUCAAUGGGGGUGAAAUUAUGAACUUUCAGACCAGCGCGGGACAAAUCGUCUCUGGCGGCAGCUGUUUCAAUGGUGGCGGGGACGUUGGGUACAUCGGCAUGGCCUACGGGACCUUCGGAAACACGUUCAACCAACAUGGACUCGGCAUGCGAUGGUGCCAAAAUGCAGGAACGCUUGAGAAUAUCCUGAUCAAUGGCUGGUCGACGGCCAUUGCUCGAGCUCAAUUUAUUCUGGGAAGCGAAUCCUACUUAGGAACUGGAUUCUUCUCGUCGAUUAAUCAGACUCGGCAUUCCUAUCAAGUCGUCAACGGUGCCUGGGGAGGCCACGAGUACUGGGUGGGACCAGGUGCUGCGGCUUUCAUCAAGACAUAUUCAUUCGGUAAGCGCGUCAUCAACUACCGUACCAACCCCUACGCUUGGGUUGUGGCAGGCACAAUGAUUGCUGGAUCAUAUAAGCCGACAAACACUACGCCCAAGGUUGUGACAAAUCGCGGCGACAACAUCUUCGUCAAUAAAACCGGCGUGUUCUUUGUCUCCAAAGAUGGGCUUGUACUUCUUCCCCCCGUCAAACCCCCCACAAAGCAAGCCGAGAAGGAUCUCCGAAAGUUCAACAUUACGCCUCCGCACCAAGGCGUUGCCCGGGAUGAUUUGCCGCACGGUAUUUUUGGACCUAUUGGACCUGGCAACUCGGGUGGGACCGGCGACUUAUACAAGGCAGCCAGCGUAGGGGAUGUCAGUCCCUCGCCGUCACCUGUGAUGGUUCGGCGGCUAGAGGAAGGAGGGGAGAAGCGAUCUCUAAACCAGAUGCUGGUGGUGGACAGUCAUAUCGAGACACAGAAAGUGAAGCCGCUUGACUCUAAAUUGUUCCACCGGCACCUGACACACCAAGUGCAGAAAAAGAAAAGCCGGCGUCUGGGCGCCUUCUCCCGCACAUCGGGUAUGAAGCCCCUGCUUGCGGCUUUCGCUUCCCCGCAGGACCUCAUGAAUGCCUACCAGGGUGCGACCGAGGAACAAGAACAAAAAGAGAAAGAGUACUGGCCCGAGUACAUCUAUGCCAAGAAGCGUGACACAAAGUGCUUUCUUUGUGGCGUCUCGCCCCUGCCCACUUCGCAGCAUAUCAAUCCGAACGAUGACCCAAUCGAUGCGCAGUGGUGGCUCAACGCCAACGAGACCCAGGUCGUUGACAGGCGCGCCUUGAUGGCCACCUCCACUGACCCCGCUGGAGCAGUGAGGCAGACGGCCCUCUCCUCCGCUGGUCAGACUAAUGCAUGCUUGGCAUCUGAUGAGUGUGUCAACGCCGAUACACCCUUUAAUGCACUUGCCAAGGCUGAAAAGGUUGCUCCUGAGGAUGGUCUUCCGAGCCUCCCACCGGCAGUCAAGACCAUGCGGAUCAUGGAACGACGGGGCCGCCGCUUGUGGGCCGAGCGCCGUCGUCUACACGGAGAGGAGAAUACGGAACUGAUAGAGGAUGACUGGCUGGGGGGAAGUACGAACCCGGUGAAAUUGCCCGACAAUCAGUUGUUCUGGAAGAAAGUGACCGUGCACUGUCCACCCCGGGACGGAGACUCCGAGCCCCCCAAGAGGUGUGGCCUGAAGGAUAAGGACAUUAAAAGGGCCUUGAAGGAGUACAUUGACACCGUAGCCGGCGUUGUGCUCGGCGAGGACCCGGACUAUAAGCUCUCGGCUGCCUAUGGAGAGACUCCGGAGGCGGUGCAUGAGGCUGUCGAUGUGGACUACUUGGCCUCCAUGGUCCCUCGAAAAUUGUCGGACGCUUGUCCUUACGCGGCAACAAUUAAGCUGUUCGUUUUGACCCGGGACGACGACACGUAUGCGGCGCUCUUCAAGCUAUUCGAGGACCUGGCCAAUGACCCUAAGACUCUCACGGAAAUCCUGACGACAGAGGACGCACGUCUGUGCCCUGCGUCGGCUACGAUGGAAGGGGAGGGCGUUGUGACGUUGCCAAGCGUGGAUACUACUUCAGGGAUCAAAUUUUAUCAGGACUGGCAUUUCAUGGGCGGUAAGGACAAAGAAGAAGAGGCAGAGCGUCGGCAGCUCCUCGCGCAGUUGGGUAUGGGCGAUCUAGAGAAGGAGAAGCAAUGGGCGAGCGUGUCAUUGUUUUCUCCUUAUGAUCUAGCCCCAGUCAUCUUGGUGGAGGAAGGGGAGACGUACUCUAUAGUUCUUCAAGGUCUAGACAGGAGCGUAGAUGACGUGGUCGUUGAGCUUGUACAGGGUUUGGCUAGGGGUGGUGAGGUAAUCGCAACGGCCAAGAAGUCUCCGGGUGGUGGAGAGAAGGAGGACGCGCCGUGGACUUUGGAUUGGACCGCAGCGGGCUUAGCAGCGAUGGAAGAAGAUCGACGAUUUGGAUCCUCAUAUUUCUUGUACGCCCACUACAAGACUUAUCCAGGCUUUUUCGCAUUCUCAACGCCUUUCCGGGUCCUCAUUUAGGUCUUGAUCAAGUAUGUAUGAGAAAUAAAUUAUAAUCGAUCAAGCGCACAUUAGAAACUAAAAAGAAUGCGAAGUGGUCGAGCUGGCUAGAUUCAUCUUAU